AUGCGGCAUGCCACUGCCCCCGCGCCCUCGCACCGGGACGCCCCCGUUCCCGCGCCAGAACGCCCCUCACCCAGCACCACCCCCCCCAUCCCACACGUCUGCUCCUUCCUCCUGGAUAUGAUGACCAUCCGGUUUAGAUUCUCCCAGUUAUCAAGGCCCUACACCCCACUCCAACCCGUGCUGAUCUUUGCCCUUCCAGCUUCCCAGUGCAACAUCAGCUUAAAGAAGCAGAGGAGCCGCAGCAUCCUUAGCUCCUUCUUCUGCUGCUUCCGUGAUUACAAUGUGGAGGUCCCCCCACCCAGCAGCCCCGGUGUGCUUCCGCCACUGGUGGAGGAGAAUGGUGGGCUUCAGAAGGGUGACCAGAGGCAGGUCAUUCCCAUACCAAGUCCACCAGCUAAAUACCUCCUUCCAGAGGUGACGGUGCUUGACUACGGAAAGAAAUGUGUGGUCAUUGAUUUAGAUGAGACGUUGGUGCACAGUUCAUUUAAGCCUAUUAGUAAUGCUGAUUUUAUUGUUCCGGUUGAAAUCGAUGGAACUAUACAUCAGGUAUAUGUGCUGAAGCGGCCUCACGUGGACGAGUUCCUCCAGAGGAUGGGGCAGCUCUUUGAGUGUGUGCUCUUUACUGCCAGCUUGGCCAAGUAUGCAGACCCUGUGGCUGACCUACUAGACCGCUGGGGUGUUUUCCGGGCCCGGCUCUUCAGAGAAUCAUGUGUUUUUCAUCGUGGGAACUACGUGAAGGACCUGAGUCGGCUCGGCCGGGAGCUGAGCAAAGUGAUCAUCGUGGACAAUUCCCCUGCCUCAUACAUCUUCCAUCCUGAGAAUGCAGUGCCUGUGCAGUCCUGGUUUGAUGACAUGACGGACACGGAGCUGCUGGACCUCAUCCCCUUCUUUGAGGGUCUGAGCCGGGAGGACGACGUGUACAGCGUGCUGCACAGACUCUGCAGCAGUCACGAAGCCAGCUGCCAAUCACGUCCUCCCAGCAGCCCUCUGGCCUGUGAACUGCUGUGCAUUCAGAAGGGAAGAGCUUCUCUGCAGACUGACACCCCCCAGGCAAUGGAGGUGCUGGUGUCUGAGUGAUCAUGGAUGUCUGUUGGACGUUUGAAUGUGAGAAACAGUACUUGGGAAAUGCUACAUGUGGAAUGUGCACGUUUCUGGGGCGAAUAUUGUCAAUGAGAAGUUUGCAAUGAUUUCCUUCCUGCCAAAAAUAAACAUGUGAAACUGCA
Carlito syrichta (Philippine tarsier) is the source of this 1223-nucleotide messenger RNA. RefSeq names its product CTD small phosphatase like (gene CTDSPL). The transcript is spliced from 11 exons. Gene Ontology annotation, molecular function: RNA polymerase II CTD heptapeptide repeat phosphatase activity. The record is from RefSeq and is a predicted model, not a curated record. Lineage: Eukaryota; Metazoa; Chordata; Mammalia; Primates; Tarsiidae. The coding region runs from base 1 to 1077 and encodes 358 amino acids.